AUGAAGCCGGAGGGAGAGAGGCCGCAAAAGAAAGUCAGGUUUCGGAUAUCUUCUGCGAAGAGUGGCAGGAUCCUGAAGGAGGUGUACACUGAUGAAGAUCCCAGGGAGCCGCAGGACUUGGAAUGUGCCAGCAAUUCAGGGACUGAGCCGUACAGUGGACAUAGCGAAGUCAACGGCCAUAACGAGCAGCACUUUGGGUUAGAAACCGAUGAAAGUGAAAGCGAGUGUGACGACAUGCUCUUAUUAGUGAGCACCACAAAGGACAGAGGCUUCAGUGCAAAGAGAAUUAAUAUCUUGAGUAAAAAUGGUACAGUCAGAGGUGUCAAACACAAAGUCAGUGCCGGUCAGGCUCUUUUCAGUAACUUGUCAAACAGUGCUGCUCAGCCAUCACUAAAGCUAGAAUUUGGAAGAAUAAUAAUCUACACAACCAGCCUCCGUGUCGUAAGGACCACAUUUGACCGCUGUGAACUGGUGAGGAAGAUUUUCCAGAAUCACAGAGUAAAGUUUGAAGAGAAAAAUAUUGCUCUGGAUAGUGACUAUGGCAAGGAGCUGGAAGAGCGCUGCAAGAGAGCAAGUGAAUCCCCUUCGUUGCCUGUGGUUUUCAUUGAUGGUCAUUACCUUGGGGGUGCAGAGACAAUAUUGGCAAUGAAUGAAUCAGGGGAGCUGCAGGAUCUCUUAACAAAGAUUGAGAAAGACCAGCACCCGCAGGAGUGUUUGGCUUGCGGUGGAUUUGCCUUUGUUCCAUGCUCAGUGUGCCAUGGGAGCAAGAUGUCCGGGUUUCGAAACUGCUUCACCGAUUCCUUCAAAUCUCUCAAAUGUACCUCAUGCAACGAAAAUGGAUUACAGCAUUGCAAACUCUGUGCAAUGUAA
Molecule: messenger RNA, 870 nt
Organism: Callorhinchus milii (elephant shark)
Lineage: Eukaryota; Metazoa; Chordata; Chondrichthyes; Chimaeriformes; Callorhinchidae
Gene: grxcr1a
Product: glutaredoxin and cysteine rich domain containing 1 a
Exons: 4
Coding region: 1-870 (289 amino acids)
Biological process (GO): sensory perception of sound
Source: RefSeq, a predicted model, not a curated record